CAUCAUCAAAAGCAAUAGAUUGGUUUGUUAUCAUACAAAACAAAAGGCAUCACCACAACCCACAAAUGUACCAUGGAAGAGAAGGAGAAGAGCAAGAAGAAGAAGCAAAAACACCAACACCCCAAUGAUCAAACCACCAAACCCUCAUCAGAUUUUGCCUUCAAGCUCAGCUCAGAAGUAAAGGGUCUCCGAUUUGGGGGUCAGUUCAUCGUAAAAUCAUUCACAAUCCGGCGAGCGAGGCCUCUGGAGCUCCUCAAAGUCCUCUCUUUCCCACCCACCAAUCACCACAAAGAUAAAACCAAAGCCAAACUCCCUUUUCCUUCAACCACAGCUUUCUUGCCUACAAACUUCACAAUCUUAGCUCACCAUGCAUGGCACACCCUCACACUGGGCCUUGGCACCAAGAAAUCUAAGGUCCUUCUCUUUGUCUUUGAAUCGGAGAGCUUGAAGGUGGCUGUGGACCGUGUGUGGCCGCCGGAGAUUCCUCUAGGAGAAGUGAACAAGAAGCUGAUUAGAGGGCUGACAGGCUAUGAAAUGGCUCGGUUUAAGUUCAGAAAAGGGUGCAUCACUUUCUACGUUUAUGCAGUUCGACGAGUAGGUAACUUGGGCUUCUCAUGCGCUGAUGAUCUGAGAACAAUUCUUCAGUCAGUGGUCGAGCUCAAGGAUUUCUUGGAUCACACUGCUAUGCUCGCCAUGCCUCACCAGAGAAGCAUUGCCUUUGCACCUCCGGUGGCCAUGGCUCACUAGCCAUUACCCUCCUCAUCAUCAUCAUCCUCAUCUCUUCUCCUUCAAGACUUCUUUAAUUUGUUGACUUCUUUUUUUCUUUUUUAAUAUUGUGAUUAUGAUGUUGGGGCGGUGGGUGGGGGAGGGGAUUGAUUAAUUUUUUUGGAGAUCUUGCUUUUGUUUUCUCUUUUCCUAUUUUUAGUACAAAUAAAUCAGUGGGUUUCUACAGUGAA
Molecule: messenger RNA, 956 nt
Organism: Vitis riparia (riverbank grape)
Lineage: Eukaryota; Viridiplantae; Streptophyta; Magnoliopsida; Vitales; Vitaceae
Exons: 1
Coding region: 73-747 (224 amino acids)
Source: RefSeq, a predicted model, not a curated record